Molecule: messenger RNA, 1945 nt
Organism: Desarmillaria tabescens
Lineage: Eukaryota; Fungi; Basidiomycota; Agaricomycetes; Agaricales; Physalacriaceae
Exons: 15
Coding region: 1-1827 (608 amino acids)
Source: RefSeq, a predicted model, not a curated record
AUGGCAAGCCGCACAGCUUACAACGGCUCUCAACGUAAAUUAUGCAUCGCAUUUGACCUUGGAACCACAUUCUCUGGCGUAUCGUACAGGCAAGUCGUCCUCGACCCCGGGAACAUCCCAGAAAUCAUAGGUGUCACAAGAUUUCCAUCCCAUGAACAUGUCGGCAAUGAGGCAAAAAUACCGACAAUUAUAUACUACGACAAAGAAGGGAACGUUCGGGCCGUCGGUGCUGAAGCACUCAAGCAGAACAUCGUCGAACAAGCCGAAGAGGAAGGCUGGGUGAAGUAUUCAGAGUUCAAACUCCAUCUCCGGAACAUUGUUGAACAAGUGAAAGAGGAAGAUGGGAAGAAAUAUCUGAACAAACUCCGUCCCCAAGUCAUCGACUCCCCACAAAUCAAGACCAAGCUUCCCUCAUUCAAAGCUCUGACUCAGGUCUUCGCAGACUUCUACGCGUAUCUCUUCCAAUGCACAAAAACCUUUAUUCUCGAAACACACCAAAGUGCUCAAGUCUUCUGGAGCUCGGUAGUAGAUAAUAUUGAGUUUGUUCUCUCGCACCCUAAUGGAUGGCAAGGCGCAGAGCAAGCAAAAAUGCGACAGGCCAUGAUCGACGCGAGGCUUGUGCCGAAUAGUGAUGAGGGGCACACGAGAGUAAGGUUUGUCACUGAAGGGGAGGCUAGCCUGCAUUUCUGCAUCCGCCAUGGGCUUGCGUCGCACAUCAAGGAUGACGAGGCUGUUAUAAUCAUCGACGCUGGAGGAGGCACCGUCGAUAUCAAUGCCUACACUAGUGUGCCUUCGACAGCUGACGGUGUUCGAUCCUUCGAAGAAGUCGCACUUCCCCAAUGCCAUUUUUCAGGGUCAUUAUUUGUUACUCGACGUGCUCAUGCAUUCAUCGAAGAUAAAUUGAAAGGUACAUCAUUCGCCGGAGAAGUCGCGAACAUCAUCGAAUGCUUUGACAAGUCUACGAAGCUUCGGUUUAGGAAUUCGGACGAGCCUGCCUACAUCAAAUUCGGAUCGAUGAAAGACAAGGACCUCGUGUUGAAUAUUCGGGCUGGACAGUUGAAGUUGGCUGGGACUGACGUUGCAGGCUUCUUUGAGCCUUCUAUAAAGUCCAUCAUCGACAUCGUUCACCAGCAACGUUGCACAUCGCGGAAGACAGUUACCACUGUCUUUCUGGUUGGUGGCUUCGCCGCCAGCGACUAUCUGUUUCUCAAGCUCCAAGAGUGUUUGAAGCCACUUGGAAUAGCCUUCUAUCGUCCUGAUGGUCAUGUGAACAAAGCGGUUCCAGACGGCGCAAUGUCCUUCUAUGUUGAUCGCGCCGUCUCUAUGCGAAUUUCCCAGUUUAGCUACGGUGUACGCACAACCGACGUGUUCAAUCCGAAAGAUCCUCAGCAUCAGAAACGUAAGGAUAAGGUGUAUACGAAUGAUACAGGAGCUCUCGUGUUAGAAGACCGAUAUGUGGAAAUCCUGGGCAAGAAUGUUCGUCUGGCCGAAGGCACGGAAUUCCGCACUAGUUUUUACUGGACUGGUAAAAGCUUAUCGACAUUGACAUCACUUUCAAUCGACAUCUUGUCUUAUCGUGGUGCACUUAAGCAUCCUCGUUGGACAGAUGUCGGAAAAAGCAAGUAUGAAGUUUUGUGUCAUAUCACAGCGAAUACACAUGAGGCGGCAAAGCUUUUGAAACUUCGCAAGAGACCCGAUGGAAAGACCUACUUUAAGCUAGAGUGCGAAAUCAUUCUGUCGUUCAGAGAUACCGAGAUGAAAGCUCAGUUUUGCUGGACGGAAAACGGCGUAGAAAAGCGCGGUCCAGCUCGAAUUGUAUAUGACUAAGCUUUCAAAACGCACUCCCCUACUGGACACCUAAAUGUACAGUGUACUUGCUUACAAUUACUAUGAUUCAAUGAAUACCUCGGAAUUGUGUAGAUUGAGCAUUCACAAAAUUCCGUUC